Setaria italica (foxtail millet) is the source of this 1178-nucleotide messenger RNA. RefSeq lists its product as uncharacterized. Bases 193 to 894 code for a protein of 233 amino acids. The record is from RefSeq and is a predicted model, not a curated record. Lineage: Eukaryota; Viridiplantae; Streptophyta; Magnoliopsida; Poales; Poaceae. The transcript is spliced from 5 exons. Gene Ontology annotation, cellular component: mitochondrion.
UCCCCAUUUCUCCUUCUCCACUUCCUCCCGUCCUGUUGCCUCCGCCGCCCACCGGCGAUCUCGCCGCCGCGACGCUCCGCUGCCGCGGCCGCCAGUUUCCUAACAUCCGUGCGUCCCUAAAUUCAACUCUUACCUUCGUGUUCUACAGCGCCUCCACCCUGCGCAGCGGGCGCCACCUCGCGUCCGAUUGCUAUGCCCGCCUCGGCGUCUCCUCCCGUCGAGCCUGCGCCGCCGCCGCCGCCUGCUCCCCCUCCGGCUUCUCCCGCCCCUGCGGGGGCCAAGGCGGAGGGGGAGGUGGCGGGCGGCUCGACCUCGAAGCCUUCGGCGGUGGGGACGGUGAACUGGGGCACGGCGACCCUUGUGGGGGUCUUCGCGGGGCUACUCUACGGCGGGAGCAAGGAGGCCUCCGCCUCUGUCAGCAAGGAUGCAGAGGUGAUGCUGAAGAUGGGAAGCACCCCGGACAAGCGUGAACAGUAUAGAUUGAUGAGAGACGCGAUGGAGAAAAGGUUCAUCCGGGUUGCCAAAGGCUCACUAGUUGGUGGUGCUCGUCUUGGGAUGUUUACUGCAACUUUCUUUGGCAUACAGAAUCUUCUUAUUGAUACUCGUGGGGUUCAUGAUGUCUUCAAUAUUGCUGGAGCUGGCUCUGCUACCGCAGCUGCUUUUGGGCUUAUUUUGCCAGGUUCAGUGAUGUGGCGUGCAAGGAAUGUAUUGGUUGGAUCUGCUCUUGGUGCUGGAAUCUGCUUUCCCCUUGGCUGGAUACAGUUGAAGCUGGCAGAAAAGGCCAAUCUUGAGAUUGCAAACUCGAAACCAUCGUCUGAUUUGGCAGAGGGAAAAGGAAAUCAGAGCCGUGUGGGCGCUGCUAUAGAAAGACUUGAGGGCAGUCUGAAGAAGUGAUAUUUACGCUUCAAUGGCCCUUUCUCAUUGUUUUGGUUCCAUAUAAAUGUAGCAGUUACGAGAGCUGAGCUAUGCUGGCUCAGGACCUCGUUCUUUGUUAUUUUUGGUGUUUUUCAUGUGCUUCUCAUGUUUAUGAUAUUAAAUUCGAUGUAUGGCAGCUUUUAUGAAUGAACUAAUAGAAUACGAGUUUGCUUGAUCUGGAUUAUUCUGAUUUUGUAAAAUGUACAUGACAUCACACUAUCCAUGUGAAAAUAUGAUAGCAUUGGCAAUUUGCACCUCUGAAA